AUUUCAAUUAUUCAUGAAAAGGGACUAGAUGAAUACCGUUUAUUCCGGUAUUUGGGGACCAAAGCAUUCUGGGACCUACGUGAAAGGAUUGACACUCAACAGGCUGUAAAUUUAAAUCAGGAAUCUGUGAAUGUCAUAGGAGCGGUCUUAAAGGAUUUCAUCGGAAAGUUACAAGGAAGCCUCCUUUGUUGUGAAUUAUAUGAAGACUGGCUUAAUGUUCUUGAUGAAGGUGAUUUGGAUCAAAAGAUUUCUACAAUUCAAAGACUUUUAUUGAAGAUGCCACGACCAAAUCUGAUUCUUUUGAGGCACUUGAUGCAUUUGUUACACGAGAUUAAAAGUCAUUCUUCCAUUUGGUUUGUGAACGCUCAUAUUUUAUCAUUUCGCAUUGCUGAUAGUCUUCUAUGGAAGGAUACUGCUGACUACUCAAUAUCAGAAACAGAUUUCUCAAAAAGGGUUUCCCUUAUAAAACUUCUAAUUGAUUAUUUCCCCAAGAUUUUUAAAGAGGAUACUAGUAAAUUGUAUAAAGAUGUCCAAAGGAGUUUGGAGGACAUCAAGAACUCCUCUGGUGAUAAGUCUCCUGAUAAGGCUGAUGCGGAUAACCAAAUGGAUAUUGGAACAACUUUCUUCUCCAGUACAAUUGAUCAUCCUGUGGAGGAUGAUAACUGAAGAAACUUUUGGAUUGUCCAAGCAACCUUACUUCUCUUCAGUUUCUUACCAAACUAAAUACUUGGAAUCCCCACAAUUUCAUUUGUCUACAU
Messenger RNA from Meriones unguiculatus (Mongolian gerbil), 758 nucleotides. Its product is annotated as rho GTPase-activating protein 20-like. The coding region runs from base 277 to 666 and encodes 129 amino acids. NCBI's taxonomy places the organism in Eukaryota, Metazoa, Chordata, Mammalia, Rodentia, Muridae. Gene Ontology annotation, biological process: signal transduction. The record is from RefSeq and is a predicted model, not a curated record. The transcript is spliced from 5 exons. Gene Ontology annotation, molecular function: GTPase activator activity.